Molecule: messenger RNA, 2233 nt
Organism: Motacilla alba alba
Lineage: Eukaryota; Metazoa; Chordata; Aves; Passeriformes; Motacillidae
Gene: UAP1
Product: UDP-N-acetylglucosamine pyrophosphorylase 1
Exons: 10
Coding region: 30-1721 (563 amino acids)
Biological process (GO): UDP-N-acetylglucosamine biosynthetic process
Molecular function (GO): UDP-N-acetylglucosamine diphosphorylase activity
Source: RefSeq, a predicted model, not a curated record
GCGGCGGCGGCCCCGCGGCGGCGGGCGGGAUGGAGGCGGCCGGGGCUGAGGGCGACGCGGCGGCGGCGCUGCGGGAGCGGCUGGCGGCGGGCGGGCAGGACCAUGUGCUGCGCUUCUGGCCCGAGCUGGACGGCGCGGCCCGCCGGGCGCUGGCGGACGAGCUGUGCCGCAUGGACGUGGCCGAGAUCAACCGCUUCUUCCGCCGCGCCCGCGGGGACGGCGGCGGGGCGGCGGCGGCGGCGGGGCUGGACGCGCGCAUGGAGCCGGUGCCGCGGGACGUGCUGGGCAGCGCCUCCCGCGACCGCGGGCUGGUGCCGCGCUGGGAGAGCCGCGGGCUGGCGGAGAUCGCGGGCAGCCGCGUGGCCGCGCUGCUGCUGGCCGGCGGGCAGGGCACCCGCCUCGGCGUCCCCUACCCCAAGGGCAUGUGCGACGUGGGGCUGCCCUCCCGCAAGACCCUGUUCCACCUCCAGGCCCAGCGCCUGCGGCGGCUGCAGCAGAUGGCGGAGGAGCAGCACGGCACUCCCUGCCACAUCCCCUGGUACAUUAUGACAAGUGGCCGCACUAUGGAGUCCACCAAGGAGUUCUUCCAGAAACAUCGGUAUUUUGGCUUGAAGAAGGAGAAUGUCAUCUUCUUCCAGCAGGGCAUGCUGCCUGCCCUGGGAUUCGAUGGGAAAAUCCUGCUGGAGGAGAAGGGCAAGAUUGCUAUGGCACCAGAUGGCAACGGAGGCCUGUACCGGGCCCUGGGCUCACACGGCAUCAUGGACGACAUGGAGCGGAGAGGGGUGCACAGUGUCCAUGUCUACUGUGUGGACAACAUCCUGGUGAAGGUGGCUGACCCCAGGUUCAUCGGGUUCUGCUUGGAGAAGGGAGCAGACUGUGGGGCCAAGGUGGUGGAGAAGACCAACCCCACGGAGCCGGUGGGCGUGGUGUGCCGGGUGGACGGCGUGUACCAGGUGGUGGAGUACAGCGAGAUCUCCCUGGCCACCGCCCAGCAGCGCGGCCCGGACGGGCGGCUGCUCUUCAACGCGGGCAACAUCGCCAAUCACUACUUCACCACGGCCUUCCUGAAAGAUGUGGUCAACACUUAUGAACCACAGCUGCAGCACCACGUGGCUGAGAAGAAGAUCCCACAUGUGGAUAUCACUACAGGGCAGCUAGUGCAACCUGAGAAGCCCAACGGGAUUAAGAUGGAGAAGUUUGUCUUCGACAUCUUCCAGUUUUCCAAGAAGUUUGUGGUGUAUGAGGUGCUGCGUGAGGAUGAGUUCUCUCCCCUGAAGAACGCAGACAGCCAGAAUGGCAAGGACAACCCCACCACGGCCCGACAUGCCUUGAUGUCCCUGCACCACUGCUGGGUUCUCAAUGCAGGGGGCCACUUCGUGGAUGAAAAUGGCACACGCAUCCCUGCCAUCCCUCGCAUCACAAAUGGAAGGUCAGCUGCCAGCCCAGCAGAUGUCAAAGACAACUUGAAGGAUGCAAACGACCUGCCAAUCCAGUGUGAAAUUUCUCCCCUUGUGUCCUACGGAGGAGAAGUGAGUAGUGGCUCUGCAGAGCUCGGGGGCCCUUGCGGGUGGACCGGGCUGGCAGGGUACACGUGUCAGGGACAAGCCACAAACUCAGAGGCAGGUGAUGUGUGGUGUGUUCCUAACGAGCCACUUCUCAUUCCCCCAGGGCCUGGAGAAGCUGGUGAAGGACCGAGAGUUCCGCACGCCUCUGAUCAUUGAUGAGGAUGGCAUCCACGAGCUGGUGAAGAACGGGAUGUAGUGGCAGCCUGGUGCCCAGGCAGGGCUGCCCAUCCCGCCAGGAACUGGGGCACACGGAGGUUGAUAGCUGGGCCUAGCAGGGACUGACUGCUCCUGCUUGCUCUGGCCCUGUGCAGAGGAGGAUUUGACCCACUCGGUUCUUGGCAUGUUGUAUGCUUCUAUUUAUAUUUUAAUUUAAAAACCAAACACUACAGAUUCCCCUGCCACAAAACACAGCUGUGGUGCUGCCCUUUGCACUCCAGGCUGUGGGCAUUUAUUUUUAAACAUAUGUAUAGUAAUAGUCAUUGUACAUGCAGAGAGGGGGUUUUUAUGAUAUGGGGCUGGGUUUAAUCUAGAAUUUUUAUUUUUCUUAAAUCUACAUGACUAUUUUUUUUUUAAUAGGCUCCUUGCCAUUGCCCAUGUCCUCCCUUUUGGUCAUCCUUUGUAUAUUGCACAACUGGAAGCACCCAAUUAAACUCUGAGUUACUCCUGUU